Bradysia coprophila is the source of this 639-nucleotide messenger RNA. RefSeq lists its product as uncharacterized. Lineage: Eukaryota; Metazoa; Arthropoda; Insecta; Diptera; Sciaridae. The record is from RefSeq and is a predicted model, not a curated record.
UCAGCUGGUGUAAAAGAGCCUAUGCACAAAAGGUAUGCGGAGAAAUUCUGCGAAAGACUAAGCGUGUCGACUACGAUGAGAGAAGCGAGAAGGGGUGGUCGCCUAGGAUGGUUGAGUCUGCGUCAAGUGAUGAUCAAAUCUCUGUUGGACAGUAUACGAACAGCGUAAAUAAUCCGACAAGCCCUGCAAUCGAAUCGCUGGAUCUGGAAAUCCCUGCCAAUGAAGGCAUUGAGGACAAUGGAUCUACAGUGGAAUCAAAUCCAAUGGAAAAUUUGUCGCUAGAGACUAAUGAUCAUCGUGUCAGUCAGUUGUUUGCUGUCAGCAAUCAGGCGAUUUCCAAGAUCCUAGGAGACACUCAAAUUGAAUGCGAAAAAAUAAGAUCUGAAAGUGAAGAAAAUUGCUUGCGUAUACGAGCCGAAACGUCAAAACAGCUUGAGCAAAUGCGCCUCGAAACGUCAAAACGGCUCGAGCAAAUGCGCCUCGAAACGUCAAAACAGCUCGAGCAAAUGCGCCUCGAAAGCAAAGAAAAAAUUGCUAGGAUCGAAGCAGAAAAUAAUUUGAAAAUUGCGGAGCUGUUCAUUGCCGAUAAUCAUGUCCGGAGCGUUAGCGGAGGACUUGACGCAGUCUAACAUCCAAAAA